GCCAGUAACAUGGAGUCUGUCUCCAAAGCCAAGGCAAACCUGGAGAAAAUGUGUCGUACUCUAGAAGACCAGCUGAGUGAGAUAAAGACAAAGGAAGAGGAGCAUCAGCGCAUGAUCAAUGACCUCAGCGCUCAAAGAGCUCGUCUGCAGACAGAAUCAGGUGAAUAUUCACGCCAGGUGGAGGAGAAAGAUUCUCAGAUUUCUCAGCUGUCUCGAAGCAAGCAGGCAUUCACUCAGCAGAUUGAGGAACUCAAGAGGCACUUAGAGGAAGAGAUAAAGGUGAUGCCUUUUCUUCAAGUUGGCCAAUGAAAUCAUACUUAACUU
This is a messenger RNA of Oxyura jamaicensis (ruddy duck), 324 nucleotides long. Its product is annotated as myosin heavy chain, skeletal muscle-like. NCBI's taxonomy places the organism in Eukaryota, Metazoa, Chordata, Aves, Anseriformes, Anatidae. The record is from RefSeq and is a predicted model, not a curated record. The coding region runs from base 10 to 309 and encodes 99 amino acids. The transcript has 3 exons.